This is a messenger RNA of Oryza brachyantha (malo sina), 2309 nucleotides long. RefSeq names its product pentatricopeptide repeat-containing protein At3g22670, mitochondrial-like. The record is from RefSeq and is a predicted model, not a curated record. NCBI's taxonomy places the organism in Eukaryota, Viridiplantae, Streptophyta, Magnoliopsida, Poales, Poaceae. Gene Ontology annotation, molecular function: protein binding. The coding region runs from base 546 to 2195 and encodes 549 amino acids. The transcript has a single exon.
ACUCCGGCCUCCGGUGAGCUCCGGCGGGAUCCUGCCGCCUUCCUCCCCAGAUCGCCGCCGCCUUCCCAGCUCCCCUGCCUACCUUGCCUCUGCCCGGAGGUGAGCCUCGGCGAGACCCCCACCUCCGCCUUCCCGUAUCGGCGCUGGCGAGGUCCGGCGGCACCGGCUCCCCGUGCAUCCAUCUCCUCACCUCGGUCUGGCGACCGUCGCUGCGCCGUACACCGUUCGUAAUCUGCGCCUCCCGCUGGGGUGAGGGCGCCUCUUCGCGGUUCGCGCAUCGCCUCCCUCCUCUUCCGCUCCAUCGCUCCCCGUGCUCUCCCCUGGGCGCCUCCCACCCGGCUCUGUCUCCAUUGUAUGCGCUCCCGCCGCUGCCGUGCACACCGCUGUGGCGUAACCUCGAGCACAUCACCUCGUGAUCUGUAGCCUUUGCGCACUUUUGAGGUUGCGCCGGGACGGGGACGGGCGGACGGCCGAGGUGCGAGGCUUUGCCUGGCUGCGCACGCGAGGUGCUCGACGGUUUGCCCGCCUGCCCUCCAGGCCAGAGGAUGCGCCGGUGCUGCCUGAUUCUUGUUCCUUCGUCCAAGAAGUUCGUGUCUCACAGCAGCAGGCGCACCACAGCGUGCUUCUCUACCAUUGGGUUCGAUCUACCUGAUUGGUUCAGGAACCCCGAUGGCGAUGCAUCAUGUGCCGGUUUGGAUGACCAGGAGGACAUUUUUGUGCUCCCGACUGAACUCAACCCCUCGGAUGAGCAGAGCCAGAACAGGAAUUCCAGGCCGCUGUCGAUCCGCAAUGCCUUCCCUGCCUCCCAUGAGGACGCAGAGUUCGAGGCCGAUGUUGAUGAGGUCAGCAGGAUCCUCAGUGCUCGCUUCGCGUCUCCUGAGGCCAUCGUGAUAGCCAUGGACUGCUACUCGGUCAGGGUUACGGGCCACCUUGUUGACAAGAUCCUCACGAGGUUCAGCAACGAUUGGGUGGCGGCAUUCGGGUUCUUCAUGUGGGCCGGCACUCAGGGAGGGUACUGCCAUUGUGCCGACUCAUAUGACUUGAUGGUUGACAUACUGGGUAAAUCCAAGCAGUUUGAUCUGAUGUGGGGUCUGAUCAAUCAGAUGGUUGAGGUUGGGGGCUUGGUGUCGCUCAUGACGAUGACAAAGGUGAUGAGAAGGCUUGCUGGAGCAAGCCGAUGGACUGAUGCCAUUGAUGCCUUCCAUAGGAUGGAUCGAUUUGGAGUCGUGAAGGACACAAAGGCCAUGAAUGUGCUCCUGGAUACAUUGUGCAAGGAGAGGAGCGUGAAGCGUGCAAGAGGCGCCUUCCAAGAGUUGAGAGGGACAAUACCUCCUGAUGAGAGUAGCUUCAAUACUCUGGUGCAUGGUUGGUGCAAGGCGCGGAUGCUGAAGGAAGCUCUAGAAACAAUGGAGGAGAUGAACCAGCAUGGGUUCAGCCCUUCUGUGGUGACUUACACGAGCCUGCUAGAAGCAUACUGCAUGGAGAAAGAUUUUCAGACAGUUUAUUCUCUCUUGGAUGAGAUGCACAAAAGGCGGUGUCCCCCAAAUGUUAUUACAUAUACAAUUGUGAUGCACGCUCUAGGGAAGGCUGGGAGAACACGAGAAGCACUGGAUAUGUUUGACAAGUUGAAGGAGGAUGGUGUUGCUCCAGAUGCUUCCUUCUACAAUUCCCUGAUAUAUAUACUUGGCAGAGCUGGGAGGUUGGAAGAUGCAUACUCUGUGGUUGAGGAAAUGCACAAAACUGGAAUCCCCUCUAACGUUACAACCUUCAACACCUUGAUUUCUGCUGCUUGUGACCACUCUCAGGCAGAGAAUGCCCUGAAGCUUCUGGUUAAGAUGGAGGAGCAGUCAUGCAAGCCAGACAUAAAAACAUACACGCCAUUGCUGAAGCUGUGCUGUAAAAAACAAUGGGUAAAAACACUUCUGUUCCUAGUGUGUCAUAUGUUCAGAAAGGACAUUAGCCCUGAUUUCAGCACUUACACGCUGUUGGUGAGCUGGCUAUGCAGAAAUGGGAAGGUUGCCCAGUCUUGCUUGUUUUUGGAGGAAAUGAUAUCAAAGGGUUUUACUCCAAAACUGGAGACAUUUGAUCUUGUGAUGAAGAAGCUUGAGAAAAGGAAUCUGCAGAUUAUGUACAAAAAGAUUCACAUGCUCAGGACACAUAUAACAAAUCUGAGGCACACUAAUUCCUUUCAAUGAGGGAGGACGAUGAUGGUGGACAGCAUAGCAUUGUGCUGCGCUGUACCUUUGGAUGUUCAAUACAAAUAUGUUACUGAUAUGUACUGCUCAAUACAAAAUGCCAACGAUUAAUUA